Messenger RNA from Apis mellifera (honey bee), 1924 nucleotides. RefSeq names its product scavenger receptor class B member 1. Gene Ontology annotation, cellular component: membrane; cytoplasm. The transcript has 4 exons. Gene Ontology annotation, molecular function: scavenger receptor activity. Lineage: Eukaryota; Metazoa; Arthropoda; Insecta; Hymenoptera; Apidae. The record is from RefSeq and is a predicted model, not a curated record. Bases 208 to 1755 code for a protein of 515 amino acids.
AGAUUUUUGUACGUCGUUGUGAUCGUUGUGAUCGUCCCGCGGAACUCAGUAGAGCGUCGAAAACGCAACGGAAGUGAUCGAAAGGCGACGAACGGGCGAGAAUUCGAAAAGAUUCGAUCGAUUCGAAGAAAAAUUUUUUAAUCUGGAGAAAGAUACAUCGAUCGACUACUCGCUUUGGUAUAAUUCUUCUUUAAAAAAAACGGCAUUAUGGAGAAGAAAAGUAUUGCGCGGGCGAUUCAAAAGAGCUUGAACGGAGGAACGAGGAGGCGGCGCGUUCGUUGGCUAUACGGAUUCAUUGCACUGAUCAGCGUCACGAUGUUCAUCCUGUUCUGGUAUACAAACGUGUUUCACGAUGCGAUCCUCUCCAAUCUUGAGUUAAGGAACGGCACUUUGUCCUUCCUGUUCUGGCAAAAGCCGCCUGUCAACCUUGAAAUCAAGAUCUACGUUUUCAAUUACACGAACGUGCGCGAGUUCGAGAGCGGGAACGCGACUAAAUUGAAGGUGGAGGAGGUUGGGCCGUUCAUCUAUCGGGAGAAUUUGAGCAGGAUGAAUGUCGAAAUUCACGAGAAUGGCACGAUCACGUAUCAGGAAAAGAAAACCUAUGAAUGGAUAUCUGGUAAAUCGGAGAAUGAAAAGGUGAUUGUACCUAACGUGAUGUUGAUGUCGACGCUCGCGUUUUCUCGAAAUCUUAGUUACCUGUUUCAAAUCGGGUUGACCAUGUUCCUCUCGAGGAUACGUGCAGAACCGUUCCUCGAAUUAUCGGUCGGUCAAUACCUCUGGGGUUAUGAGGACGAACUGUACGAAAUGGCCAAACAAUUCUCAUCGUUACGCUCGGUCUUUAUUCUGGAUAAAUUUGGACUUCUCGCCUUCGAUAACGGUUCAAGUUCGGAUCGCAUCACGAUACACUCAGGAACUGAUAAUCUUGGGAUAAUCGAGCGAAUCAACGGGCUUGAAAAUUAUCAGAUUUGGGGAGAUGAAAAAUGCGAUCGAAUCUAUGGUACCGAUGGCAGUAUGUUUCCACCGCAUUGGAUCAAACAGCCGAAUAAGACGCUCUUCAUUUACGCGAAAGAUUUCUGCAGGAAAAUGCCUUUUCAUUACGAUCAUCGUAAUUUUUCUAACGGUAUACCCACCUUGAGGUACAAAUUACCGAGCAACGUUUUUACGUCGACUCGCAACAAAGACUCGUGUUUUUGCCCGAAGGAGUCGCACGAUUCAAUCAUCAGAACAUGUCCCCCAACCGGAACGCUCAACGUUUCUGCCUGCAAGUUUGGGACACCGAUGAUCGCUUCCUUCCCUCAUUUCUACUUGGGCAAUGAAUCGUUGUUCGAAAAAAUCGUCGGGCUGGAACCUCGACAAGAACGUCACGAAAGUUACAUCGAUCUUCAUCCGCGUUUAGGAAUCACGGUGAAUAUGAACAUGAGACUGCAAAUGAACGUAGAGGUACGAAAAGCGAUCGGCAUUCCGUUCUCAGGAAAUCUCGAAGAUGGAUUGAUUCUACCGUUGAUAUGGCUCGAUACCGGGAUAGGCGAAAUACCCGAGUCGCUUCGACAGAUUUUGUAUCGAAGUCACUACAUGGUGAAUGCCAUCGAAGCAGUUCUUCAAUGGUGUAGCCUGAUCGGCGUGAUCAUCUCGUUCGGCGUUCUUUUUACCAAGAUGAAGAAAGAAAGAUCGAGACAAACGAAAGAAUCGAUCGAGACGAAACUGGACUCGAAACUCGAUCGACCGGUCCCAGAAACUGAACUCAAUCGAUUGUAACGGGACGAUCGUGGAUGACGAUAUUAUGCAUCGCGUGUUUCAACGACUUCACCGAGGAUACGGCAUCAAUACGACCUAAUUUAUUGUUAAUUCCUUUACCUUGGCCAAUUGAUUCCUUUUCUCGAUGCUCAUCACGCUCUGAAUAGCUUGGAACAGAGAGAGAGAGAGA